Oryza sativa Japonica Group (Japanese rice) is the source of this 411-nucleotide messenger RNA. NCBI's taxonomy places the organism in Eukaryota, Viridiplantae, Streptophyta, Magnoliopsida, Poales, Poaceae. The record is from RefSeq and is a predicted model, not a curated record.
AUGGCGGAGCAUGGACGUGGAGUCACCUGGAAGCUUCCCUCCCUGCUCCCACUCCUGUCCCUCAUCUUCCGCCUUGGCCACGUCGGGGAAGUCAACACCGACGGCAGUUCGCUCUUCACCGCCAUCGACAGGGCCACCGCCACCAAGCCCCGUGCUCGCAACCUCAGGCACCGCAUCGUCCACCGCUUUGUUGACGUCUACAGCGCCACCCAUGCCCCCAAUAGGGACACCAUCGGUGCGGCUGUGCGCCACCUCUACGCGCUGGAUCUCAAGGUCAGCUGGGGCGUCAACGUCGCGCAUGAGCUCAAGUUGUUAGCGCCCAAGUCCCACUGCCACGACCUCGAUGCUGCCAUCAAUGACAUUGUCGAUCUCGACAUCCAAAGGUUCGUUGUGCACGCAGCAUCAGGGUGA